This is a messenger RNA of Colletotrichum lupini, 972 nucleotides long. Its product is annotated as ARP2/3 complex 20 kDa subunit. Lineage: Eukaryota; Fungi; Ascomycota; Sordariomycetes; Glomerellales; Glomerellaceae. Gene Ontology annotation, molecular function: actin filament binding. Gene Ontology annotation, cellular component: Arp2/3 protein complex; actin cytoskeleton. Gene Ontology annotation, biological process: actin filament polymerization; Arp2/3 complex-mediated actin nucleation. The record is from RefSeq and is a predicted model, not a curated record. The transcript has 7 exons. The coding region runs from base 1 to 972 and encodes 323 amino acids.
AUGGUCAAGCACCGUAGUAUGCAUGUAAAGGGUACAAGCGGGGGAUCGCCACUAAGGAAAGAGCUCCAGGAUCACGUGAGAAAGCUUCCGGCUGAAUCAGCGAAGUGCGCCAACCUCACGAGCCCCGCGGUCAAGAUCCAACUCCAACCUCUCAGCAUCACCAAAGGUUGGACGCGGCCACGUCUCGCCAUCAUGUCUCAAUCACUGCGACCCUAUCUCCAAGCCGUCCGGAGCAGUCUGACAUCCGCCCUGACGCUCUCCAAUUUCGCUUCCCAGACCGCCGAACGUCACAAUGUCCCAGAGAUCGAGGCUCAAACAUCACCUGAAGUCCUCCUGACGCCCCUAACGAUUGCCCGAAACGAAAACGAGCGAGUUCUGAUCGAACCGAGUAUCAAUUCCGUGCGGAUAUCCAUCAAGAUCAAGCAGGCCGACGAGAUCGAGCACAUCCUCGUCCACAAGUUUACUCGUUUCCUGACGCAGAGAGCCGAAUCGUUCUUCAUCUUGAGAAGAAAGCCAAUUAAGGGAUACGACAUUUCAUUCUUGAUUACGAACUUCCACACCGAGGAGAUGCUGAAGCACAAGCUGGUCGACUUUAUUAUCCAAUUCAUGGAGGAGGUUGACAAGGAGAUUUCGGAAAUGAAGCUCUUCUUGAAUGCGAGAGCUAGAUUCGUUGCCGAAUCUUUCUUGACUCCCAAUCGUGUAGUUGGGACGAGAAUCUCGCACCACGUUGAAGUCAUGGACCAAAAUCAUGAGUUGGAGUUGGAUGUUGGCUCGAGCGCUCCCGGAAAACCGGGAUCCACUAUGGUUCCAACCUUGAUAUUGGUCCGCAAAUCCGGGGCCGAGUGGGAACGACGACAUGGAGCCUCCAUUUUGAUAAACAAUUACAGUUAUGAACACAACUUUCUCUCCAAAUCAAGUGUUGCAUAUCAGAUACAACGAGGUCGAAGCCAUUCUGCGGCGAGAAACAGCUGA